Molecule: messenger RNA, 6149 nt
Organism: Phyllopteryx taeniolatus (common seadragon)
Lineage: Eukaryota; Metazoa; Chordata; Actinopteri; Syngnathiformes; Syngnathidae
Gene: kpna3
Product: karyopherin alpha 3 (importin alpha 4)
Exons: 18
Coding region: 649-2208 (519 amino acids)
Biological process (GO): NLS-bearing protein import into nucleus
Cellular component (GO): cytoplasm; nucleus; nucleoplasm
Molecular function (GO): protein binding; nuclear import signal receptor activity
Source: RefSeq, a predicted model, not a curated record
GGCGGCUGGUUGGAGUGGUUUUUCGAGCGGCUCUUUUCGGGCCUAACUCCGAGGAGGAGAAGCCCGGCCGGCCGGCCCCGGCUAAAAGCUAACCUCGGCUAGCAUGUGGAGUUGUUGGCGGCCUGCGAUUUGGACGUUUUCAUGCGUUUCGCCCGAGUAGGAUUAUGGUUGCUACUGUUUGCAAAUGGCGACAUAUUUGCGUGGAUUUGAGGGAAUGGAAGCUCGGCGACGGCUAAAGCUGCCGGCUAGUCGGCUAGUCGGCUAGUCGACUGGACACCGGUGACUCGCUCGAAGGGUGGGCCCCGGCCCCGGCCCCGGCCCCGGGGGGAAUUCUCCUCACAUUCGACCAGUUUACUGCCGAGUGCCUCGAAUUCCCAAACGAGCGACAUUUGAUCGACGUUCUUCCAUGAAUUCUUCGCGGUCACUGUUCGAAUUGCCAACACGCUGUUGGUCAAAAUGCCAACGAGACCCCUCCGCUCCUCGCUAAUGUUGUUUUCUGCGCUAGCUAAAGCGAGCAUCGGGAUUAAGCAUUAAUCACAUGCCGCGACGCUACGGUUGCGUUCACUUUCCUGUAUAUUCAACACACCGUGUGCACAUACUGACUAAGGCCUUUGAGUCGAGAACCGGAUGACCAAAUAAUGACUACGAAUGAUCGGAAAGUGCGAUGUUUUCGAAGAAAUGGCACCACUCCCGCUGCUUCCGGAUCUAUCGACUAUGCGAAGGCAUCGGAAUGAGGUGACGGUGGAGUUGAGAAAGAACAAACGAGACGAACACCUACUGAAGAAGAGAAACGUCCCACAGGAGGAGAGUCUGGAGGACUCUGACGUCGACUCAGACUUCAAAGGGCAAAAUGUUACGCUUGAUGCCAUCUUACAGAACGCCACCAGCGACAAUGCGGUCAUCCAGCUCAGCGCCGUGCAGGCGGCCAGGAAAUUGCUCUCCAGCGACAGAAACCCCCCCAUUGACGACUUGAUAAAGUCUGGCAUCCUGCCCAUUUUAGUCAAUUGCCUGGAAAGAGACGACAACCCCUCUCUCCAGUUUGAGGCAGCUUGGGCUCUGACCAACAUUGCCUCUGGGACGUCGGCACAGACUCAAGCUGUGGUUAAAUCCAAUGCGGUGCCGCUGUUCUUGCGACUGCUCCGAUCGCCUCAUCAGAACGUUUGUGAACAAGCUGUUUGGGCUCUGGGAAACAUUAUAGGUGACGGGCCACAGUGCAGGGACUACGUCAUCUCCCUUGGCGUGGUCAAGCCGCUGCUGUCCUUCAUCGACCCCUCCAUCCCUAUCACCUUCCUGCGCAACGUCACGUGGGUCAUCGUCAACCUCUGCCGCAAUAAGGACCCGCCCCCGCCCAUGGAGACAGUGCAAGAGAUUUUGCCUGCCCUCUGUGUGCUAAUACAUCACACGGACAUAAAUAUCCUCGUCGACACAGUGUGGGCUUUGUCCUACCUGACGGACGGCGGCAACGAGCAGAUCCAGAUGGUCAUUGACUCUGGUGUGGUUCCACUUCUCGUGCCUCUCCUCAGCCACCAGGAAGUAAAAGUGCAGACGGCAGCUCUCCGGGCAGUGGGAAACAUCGUAACCGGCACUGACGAACAGACGCAAGUUGUUCUCAACUGCGAUGUCCUCAGAUACUUCCCAAACUUGCUGACGCACCCUAAGGAAAAGAUCAAUAAGGAAGCAGUGUGGUUCCUGUCCAACAUUACAGCCGGGAACCAGCAGCAGGUCCAAGCUGUGAUCGAUGCCGGACUCAUCCCCAUGAUCAUUCACCAACUGGCCAAGGGCGACUUUGGCACUCAGAAGGAGGCAGCGUGGGCCAUCAGCAAUCUCACCAUCAGUGGAAGAAAAGACCAGGUGGAGUACCUGGUGGAGAAGAACGUCAUCCCGCCGUUCUGCAACCUGAUGCAGGUGAAGGACCCCCAGGUCGUGCAGGUGGUCCUGGACGGCCUCAAGAACAUCCUCAUCAUGGCGGGCGACGAAGCCAGCACCAUCGCCGAGAUCAUCGAGGAGUGCGGGGGUUUGGAGAAGAUCGAGAACUUGCAGCAACAUGAAAAUGAAGACAUCUACAAGCUAGCCUUCGAGAUUAUUGAUCAGUACUUUUCCGGAGAUGACAUCGAUGAAGAUGCCAGCUUGAUCCCGGAAAGCACUCAAGGAGGAACCUUCAACUUCGACCCCGCUUCCAACAUGCAAACAAAGGAGUUUAAUUUCUAAGAAAAGAAGAAAAAAAGCAAAAGCCAGGAUGUUUGCGUCAGCCAGCCGCACGGGUACUCUGUAAUGUCUGUAAACACUCCCCUCCUCCCCACAGUGACAUUCAUCCAUCUCUCCUCCAAUCUGGCAACCUGAUAUGGAAGGAUUGACUUCACUAUGGAUACUCGCAGUCACUACUGAUGGAUUUACAGCCCCCACCACCACCAACCACCAACCACCACCUCUGCUUUUUGUUUGGUUUGGUUUUUAUUUUUGAAUGGUCACCCCUCGCUGCCAUCUGGCAACCAGCAUCACAACAAGGAUUUUUGUUUUGCUCCGACAUAUCACACACGGCAGAAAACGCGAAGGAUGCCGCGGCGACGUUUAAUGGCCGAAAUGUUCACAAGCACACUUUGUUUGGUCGUCUCCCACACCGACACACAUACAACACCCGCACACGUUUGGACGAUUAGUGUGCAUACUUCUGUUGGAAGCCAUCAUAUCACAAAUGGGAGAAAUACUGCUGUUGCGUUUUUACACUUGUUUUUUGUGGGCUCGCUCUCUUCCUCACGCAAAUACACCCGCCCGUAGGGUCGCACAGGUUCCUGCAAGCCCCCCCUGCCCGCAACCCCUCCGGCUAACCCUCUUUCACCCAUUGCAGAGCUAAGCCAUGAUUGACCGCGGACAGACCCCCCCCCCCCCUCACCCGCCACUCCUCUGAGGGUGAAAGGGCUCUUACGGUGGCAGACAGACUUGACAGGACUUCAUGAUGUCACUUUUUUUUUUUUUUUUUUUUUUUAUGUGACUUUAAUUGAAUUAUUCAACGGUGUGCCCAUUCCCCCCCCCCCCCCCCCCCAAAAAAAAAAAGUGAAGUAACUGCCAUCAUUUUUAAUUCUUCUUUAAAACUGAACUACCUGCUGAAGUGCAGGGACUUCCUGUGUCCACUGUAGCGCUGGUGCCCCCCAGGCUGGACCACACUGGACAUCCUGUUUGCUCAUGACUCCCCUGUAAUGUGAAAUUUAGAAAUCCGUGGUGGUGGGGGCAGGGGUGUUUAUAUCGAAAUUUGCUUUAAAAAAAAAAAAAACAAACAAAAAAACGACCUGAAUUGAAUCUAAUCGUUUUUUUUUUUUUGGGUUUGUUUGUUUUUUUAAUAAUUUGUUUUUAUGUUGAAAGGAUUUUUCUUUCUUUAGUUUCGGUUCAUGAUGAGCUUACUUCUGGUCGGAGCUUCCGAUGCGCUCUGUUUGGACGUUCACCGUGUUUUAGUCUUAUGAGCGUGUCAGAGUGUUAAGACCAUGCUGAAAAGAAAAAGUUCAAGUCACAAGAAAUAGGUGGUAUGUUGAGAGAAAAAAGCUAUCAGAAAAAAGUUGGAAUAUCACAGGGAAAGAGAAAAUGGUAUUAGGUUACACGAAUAAAGUCAUAAUGUUACGUGGAAAAAGUUGUACACAUUUUGUAGUGUUUUUUUUUUUUUUUUUUUUUUUUUUUCCUCAACUUUUUCCUAGUAAAAUUGCGUCUUUGUUCUGAAAAUUCAGACUUUUUUCUAAUGGCUUUCGCAUUUAGCAUUCUAACUUUUUUCCCUUGUAUGAUUACAACAGUUUUGACAACAACAAAAAAUAAUUAAUAAGAAAAAAGUCAAAGCUACAAGUAAUACUUGUAGAAUGCUGACUUUCCAUUAAUAUAUUACUGUUCUACUAACGUCACGACUUAAAAAUAAUACAAUUAUGAGGAAAAGUAAAGCUAUGAGGCAAUGCUAUUAAGCUGCACGAAAAAGUGAGGAGAAUGAAGUUGUAAUGUUACAAGAAUUAAGUCUGAAUGUUAUGCUGAAAAAGUCCUAACUUUUUGUAAUAUUACAACUUUUCCCAUUAAAAUUCUGUAUUCUCAUUAAACUGUCUGUAUUCUGUUAAAAUGAAAAUUAGGUCUUUUUUUUUCUUUUCUUGUAAUAGUACUACUAUUCUGAUAACAUUACGACUUCCCAGAAAAGAAGUCCUCACAAGAGGAAAGAUGUGGUAUUCUGAGGGGGCGGAAGUUGUAAUGUUAUGAAAAUAAAGUUAUGUGGAAAAAGAUAUAUAGUUGUAAGUUGAACCUUUUCUAAGUAAAACUCAAUACGAUCCUCAUAAUGCAGCUGUUUUUCAAAAACAAAUUUCACAUUCCAUUAUGUGAAUAAAGUUGCAAUGUUGGGGGGGAGACCUUACCAGGAAAAAGUCCGAAUGUAACAUUAAGAAAAGGCAGAAUGCUAUGUGAGAAAAAAGUGGCAAAGUUACUAGAACGUGUUGCAAUAUUAUGGGAUGGGUCCAAGUGGAGGCUAAUUUUGUUAUGUUGCAAGAAAAAGUCCUGAUGAAGUAGUAAUAUUCCAAGAAUAUUUGGAUGCUAUGCAAAAAACAAAAGUCAUUUAUCCGACGUAUUUUCCCACGCAAUAGUAAGGCUUCUUCAAAGAAAAGCGCCAUUUGUCCUUGUAGAAUCACUUUUCGCGUAAAGUCGCACGACUAGUAAAUUACAACUUAAUAAUCGUAAUAUUUCAACUUGAUUCUUGCAUUAUUUUUGAAUACUCGCACAAUUGAGACUGUAUUUUGGUCAUAUUAUUUAGCUUCUUUUCAGUGUGUCUUUUUUUGUCCAAAGCCUUCAUUGCUCGCUAACAAAAUAAAAAAAUGAAACUUUGGGGAGGGGAAAGCGCACGCGGGUCGAUACCUUCACCGUAACAGUUCACCACUCUUGGCCGACGAGCUUGCUCACUCUAUUUGAAUACUUGUUUAAAAAAAAAUGUGUAUCACUCUCUUGAAUAUAAAUCUAGACGUAUAUUGACAUGAAGCCUGUACAAAGCUGCUGCAGCUGAAACUCCUUGGUUGGACGACAACGAUGAUGACGUCGCUGUCUUAAGAUGGCUGCUCAAGCUUUUCUUUUUUUUCUCUCUCUUGCUGAAGCAAUAUUUUUGGGGUUUUUAUUUUUGACUUGCAUAUGUAUUGUGAUGACAUGCUGGUUAUUAAUAAUUGGAUCUGAUUUUUUUUCUCUCUUUCCCUCUUCGUAGUGGUGUAGGGCUGAUGAUGUGCUCUGUCUCCCGAAAAGUUGAAAUGCUCCUCUGGUGGGCUGCUAACUACUGAGAGGGUGUGGGGGGUGCUAGUUGUUUAUAACGAAACAAAAAGUCUAGAACGAGGGUGUACAGUCAUGCACUAGCGGACUAGACCGAGCCACUUUAAAGAUUUACAAUUAUGUUUGCCUUGUACCCGAAUUGGAUACAAGCUUAUGUUUGUUGCAAGAUUUUUACUUGCUCUUGAAAGGAGGGGGAAAAAAAAAAACAAAAAAAGUUGUUUUAAAUGAAUACUAGAAGAAAAGCAACAGACAGCGUUUUGGCCUCUGAUUGUUUAUAUCUUUUUAUAAAUUUUAGAUUGAACUCUCGUCUCUCUUUAAGGUGGCUCAUUGAUGCUUUCAACUCCUGUGCAUAUUAAAGACAAAUAUGAGUCGGAAAAGAAAAGUCACGGUGCCUUUUGUUUUGUUGAUUUAAAACCAAUAGAUUCAGAGAAAGGGUCUUUUAAGUGUGGGAAAGUUCAAACAUUUCAAUGGCUACUCAUUGAGCCAUUCAUCGCUCUUGUGUUGGUAAGAACAACAUUGUAAAUCCUGAAACUCCAAAUGGUUGAACUAUGUUAGUGUUGCAAGUUUCAAAAUACGCUUUUUCUUUAUUUUUCUCGAGGUGCAGCGCCCCACACUUUCAAAACCUUUGUAAUGGAGUACAAACACGCCAGACCUGUACCACACACACACACACACACACACACACACACAUGCUGGUCGCCAUGGCAUUGCAAACACAAUUGAAUCGUUUGCCCCCUGCCAUCACUACAAAGCCAUCAUCGCCACGUAACCUCAUUCCGGACGAUUUUUCAUAGCAUUUAUUGUCACGGCACCCUCAGGAUAUGACCCGUGUUUGUGAUCCGAAGCAAAAUAAAAACUUGCUGUUCAAGCCGAUGGGUCCUCCA